Molecule: messenger RNA, 1528 nt
Organism: Trichomycterus rosablanca
Lineage: Eukaryota; Metazoa; Chordata; Actinopteri; Siluriformes; Trichomycteridae
Exons: 6
Coding region: 90-1025 (311 amino acids)
Source: RefSeq, a predicted model, not a curated record
UGUUUAGUAGAGAAAAACACAUUUAAAAGACGUAUUUUAUUAAACGUUUGUGCUGGCUGCAGUAUCCUGGUGGUUUUUAUGUGACGGGUAUGGUUUAUGAGGAUUUAUUUGCGAGGCUAAAUGAGGUCGGUUAUAAGAACUGGUUAAAAGCAGGUUAUUGUCUCCUGAAAGUGAAAGACGGAUUGUGCGGAUUUGCAGAUCAUGAGAUGCGCAGUUUUCACCAGGCUGUCAUUUAUAAUAAUUCUGUCUUACAAUCACAACACACAUGCAGGAGCAACUGCAGACCAAGAGGAACUCAGUUUCAUCCUGAUUGUUUCCUCUGUGAUGAGUGGAAAAAAGAAAUAUUAAGGCACCACACAAAGCCAUCUUGUACUAUUCACUGGGGAAACUGCAGAUCCUGGCUGUGGCCCACACAACACUGGGAACUGGCCAAGGCUUUCAUGCCACGAGGACUGGCAGAUUCAACUAAAGCAGAACAAUGUGAUGCUGCAGCCUUGCUCAACCUCUUCAACUUUUGUGACCAGUUUAACUUCAUUAAUAGGAGACUUCUUAUAGAGGUAAUUCGCUGUAGGAAUGAGUUAAUGCACUCAUGUGAGAUGCGGGUCUCAGACCAGUGGAUGGCACACUUUCAGAAGAGUCUAGAGCAAGUGUUACUUCCCCUACGCCACAUCCCUGAAGUGGCAGCAGCAGGUCAACAGAUCCAGCAGAUGCUGUCAGUUGACCUGUCCGUGAACAUCCCAGGGGUGGACAGUGUGGACGGGGCUGAAACUGAUGGAGUUUUGAUUGAAUCAAUCAGCCAGUGGGAGACUGAACUGCUCAGGGAAAGUCUGAGAGACUUACUAGACAAUAGUGAAAAUGAGGGGAAUCUCACAGCUGUGGAGCUGGAGAACAUGCAAAGGUUCUAUAGAUUUCUGACCAGUCAAAAGGAUCUUGAGGAGCAGUUCAGCACUGAACUUCAACGCAUUAAGGACUUGGAGGCAAAACAACAGAAAGAAAUACACAGUAACAAGCAGCUACUUUUCUGAAGAAACAGUAAAGGAAAGAAAAAAUGACUUUAAUAGAAGUCUAGCUGUUGUUUACAUUUGAUAUUCUUUAUAGUUAUAGGGGUAUGCUCGGUUUCAGUGUGAAUGUUGUACAAGUAUAAAACAGCUCUAUUGUUGCACUUUAUUGUGGCUGGAGAAUCUAAUUUCUAAUUAAUUUGAUUUAUGCUUUUCACAUUUAGGUCUUUUUACUGUUCAGUCUGUUUGGGUUUUGGAUUGCUCCUCAUUACCAUGCAGGAUUUACUUAAUGGGGUUUGAGCAUUACAGAUUUAACUGAUGUGCACCUAUUGUAUUUCACUCAAGUGCAUCCUUAAUAUGAAGUGGUUCUUGGAGCUGUGGGCUCUUUGUAAGAAUGGAAUGUUUUUAAGUGUCUUUGUAUCCAUGAAACAACACUAAAACGAUUUUACCAUUAUGAACCUUGUGUUUAGCUUAAUUGAUCUGGAUAUAUAAAAUAUGUGCGUAUUAAUUGUACCUAACAUUUGUAAAAU